UGCUUCUACGGUAGUUUUCGUGUCGACUCCGUACAAACAUGGUACUCAAAUGUCCAAAGAUUCCUUGCAACAUGGAAAGGAAAAAAAAGAACUUGUUAUUCGGAACUUUGACAGUCAUAGGAGCUGUUCUAAUUCAAAUAACCUUUGGUUACUUUUAUACAAUUGCGAACAUGGUUCCGUAUAUUCUGAGUUAUAUUAAAGCUCGUGUUGAUCCCAGUGUACAAAGUCAAUCAACUGUUUGGCUCUCAGCGCUUGCACUAGCAUCUCAAGGUUUAUCAAUGGCACUUGGUGGACUCGUGUAUCAGAAAGCUGGUUUCCGUGUGGUUGUAGGACUAGGAUGUUUACUUCAUAGUGGAAGUGUUUUCUUAACAAAUAUUACAAUUCAAAGGACCUACAUUGGUGUUAUUAUAACAUACUCAGUACUCAUGGGUCUGGGGCUUGGAUUUGCAUAUUCGGUAGUGAUGGGAGUAGCCGCGAAAUGGUUUCCAAAACGACGAUUCCUCAUUGUUGGUUUAGUUGUCGGUGGCUUUGGACUGGGAGCACUUGUUUUUACGCCCAUUCAGACGGCACUUAUCAAUCCGAACAACACACCGGUGAAUCCCCAAACAAAGCUAUUUGACGAUCCUGAGCUAUUGGAUAGAAUACCAAGAGCAUUUCUCAUCUUAGGCGGGAUUUUAAUUAGUGGACAAAUAGUUGGCUUUGUCCUCAUGAGCGAGAAAAAACAGAAGGAUAAACCUGAUUCUGCUAAAGUAAACACUGACCAAAUCAACUUACCACCUAAGCAGUUAUUCCGUAAAAUUGACUUUUACUUGUUAUGGAUAAUAAUGUUCUUAAUUAUUAUCCCUAUCACAAUUAUCACAUCAGCGUACAAGCUUUUUGGACAACAGUUUAUCAGUGAUGAUCAGUACCUGUCUAUUGUUGCCAGUAUAACAGCACUUUUUAAUGCUGGUGGUAGGAUUAUGUGGGGUGCUAUAGUUGAUCGCAUUUCGUUCAAGUUACCAUUGUGCAUUGUAUUAAUACUAUGGGCUAUAAUACUUUUCACAUUUCCACAUAUUGGAGGAAUACCAAUGCCGGGUCUUAAAGCUGCAUACGCAAUUUGGGUGUGGGCACUAUUUUUGGUACUGAGUGGAGUGUUUGUUAUUAUGCCAGGUGGUACAGGAAAUAUAUUUGGUCCUACUUACUUUGCCAUAAACUACGGCAUUGUGUUUACUGGAUUUACUGUGGGAAGUAUACUAUGUUCUGUUGUCUCAAUGUUUAUACAUGCAUCUAAUCCUUACCUAGUACAGUUCAGUGGCUGCGGAGGUGUUUGCUUACUCGCAUUUCUGUUUGCAAUUUGGAUUGAAGACAAGAAGAUUAUCCCGAAAGUUGACUGUAUACCUUGUGUUAAAACGUGUCCAAGUUUGAGAGUUCGCAAAAGUAGUGAAAAUCAGGAGGAUAAUGCAUGAUUAAAAUUUUACAUAUAUGAUCGUCAAUUACAAAUCUCACUAAAAAUAUUACUCACCACAUUUGUGAUAGUUUGUUUUACAAUUUAAUUAUUAUUCUCCUUAUGUUUUUUUAGUCUGUUCUGUUUAUAUCCUUUAAUAUGUGUAUGAG
This is a messenger RNA of Schistosoma intercalatum, 1593 nucleotides long. Lineage: Eukaryota; Metazoa; Platyhelminthes; Trematoda; Strigeidida; Schistosomatidae. The record is from the annotation of a GenBank genome assembly.